Messenger RNA from Ochotona princeps (American pika), 1680 nucleotides. RefSeq names its product protoheme IX farnesyltransferase, mitochondrial. The record is from RefSeq and is a predicted model, not a curated record. Lineage: Eukaryota; Metazoa; Chordata; Mammalia; Lagomorpha; Ochotonidae. The coding region runs from base 114 to 1475 and encodes 453 amino acids. Gene Ontology annotation, biological process: heme biosynthetic process. The transcript has 7 exons. Gene Ontology annotation, cellular component: mitochondrion; mitochondrial membrane. Gene Ontology annotation, molecular function: protoheme IX farnesyltransferase activity.
GCGUCGGAAGCGCCCCUCCCCGCUCAGGGGGCGGGGAAGGAAGAUGGCGGCGCCCAGCAGCCGGUGAGGGGCGAGGACACCGGGAAGCCCCGGGGCGGCCUAGCGUGUGCGUUAUGGCCGCAUCCCCGCACGCUCUCUCCUCACGCCUCCUGACAGGUUGGGUGGGAGGAUGCCUGCUGUCUCUAGAAGGAAGAGUUCUCCGAGACUCCCCUGACAGGUUCCUGCAUCUGUUCAGAAGUGUCAACAAGCACUGGGUUUCAUUCGAGCACUUCGCCUUCCUCAAGCGCACGUACAUCACACAACUGAACAGGAGCCUUAACCAGCGAGUAAAACCAAAGCCAGAGCCAGAGGCCUCCCCCUGCCUCGAAAAAGCGUCUCCAGGCCAGCCCAAUGCAGACAUCUGUGAGAUGAGACCCCUCUCGGCGCCACGUCUGUCUGUGUCCAGAAGGCCAAAGGGGAAGGAGGUGACCGAGCUAGAGCCUGACUUGCCACACGGAAGCACCGCGCGCACGGAAGACACAGGAGAAGAAAAGCAAUGGAAAGAGAUGAAGCUGCGUGUGGAGGACCUGCCGGGAGUCUUGGCCCGACUCUCCAAGAUCAAACUCACAGCUCUGGUUGUGAGCACCACUUCAGCCGGCUACGCCUUGGCCCCGGGACCCUUCGACUGGCCCUGCUUCCUGCUCACGUCGCUGGGAACAGGCCUUGCAUCCUGCGCCGCCAACUCCAUCAACCAGUUUUUUGAGGUGCCGUUUGACUCCAACAUGAAUCGAACGAAGAACAGGCCUCUGGUCCGUGGGCAGAUCAGCCCUCUGCUCGCCGUGUCCUUUGCCGCUUGCUGUGCCGUCCCGGGAGUUGCCCUUCUGACCUGGGGGGUGAAUCCCCUCACAGGAGCCCUGGGCGUCUUCAACAUCUUCCUGUACACCUGCUGUUACACGCCCCUGAAGAGAAUCAGCAUUGCCAACACGUGGGUCGGGGCCGUGGUCGGGGCCAUCCCCCCUGUCAUGGGCUGGACCGCAGCCACUGGCAGCCUCGACGCUGGAGCCUUUCUCCUGGGAGGGAUCCUCUACUCCUGGCAGUUCCCACAUUUCAACGCCCUGAGCUGGGGCCUCCGCGAAGACUACUCGCGGGGCGGCUACUGCAUGAUGUCCGUCACCCACCCGGGGCUGUGCCGGCGCGUGGCACUGCGCCACUGCCUCGCCCUCAUCGCACUCUCCACCGCGGCCCCGGUGCUGGACGUCACCACGUGGACCUUCCCCGUCAUCUCCCUGCCCAUCAACCUCUACAUCUCCUACCUCGGCUUCCGCUUCUACGCGGACGCGGACCGGAAGAGCUCACGGAAACUCUUCUUCUGCAGCCUGUGGCACCUGCCGCUGCUCCUGCUGCUCCUGCUCACGUGCAAGCGGCGGCAGCCCACAGGAUCGGAGGGGACAGCAGGGACAGCAGGGACCGCAGGCACGGGCGAGCUCCCGAGCUGAGGGCGCAUGGGCGGGUGGAGUGGGAGGCCCAGACAGAGCAGCGCCGCCAAGACGCACAAUCCUUUUCCUCUUUUGCUGUGAGGCGGGAGUAGUUUGAUGUCCUUGGAGCCACAGGACAAGAAAAACGGCUGGUAAAAUUGGUGCUGGGCAAUCACUUGACAGGCUUUUUUUCCCCCCAUGGCAAUGCCGGAAAUGCCCAAAUACA